CCAGUCUCUAUUUUAAUGGAGGAUCGCGGUCGACGACGUAAUUUUGUACUGACAUUUUUUGACAGCAGCGCGGAGGUUGCAACACUGAAUAACCAUGGAACAGCAUAUAUACGAUGUUGAGACUCGAGUUUGAGACUUGUUCUACAGUAGUGCUUGCUGGGUGAAGGUUAUAGUUUUAAUUUAAUAUUUAAUAAUUAUUUUAAAUAUUAAUUAGUAAAAUGGAGCAGGGAAAAGCUUCGACAAGUCUUGUCCCGCCUGUCAAAAAAGUGAAAAGACAUUUAACUGUGGCUGAACAUGUAUUGGUAAAAACUGUAUAUCAAACUAUUCGCGCUCAAAAUCCUCAUUUUAGUGUGGAGGACGCAGCUGAAUCAUGCGGAAAUUUAACGAAUUUGAGUUCUCGAACGGUUUUCAGAUCACUUAAAGUCGACCCAACGAAGGAAAGAAAGGAAACAAGAGGUAGAAAGAGAAAGGCGGGUCCAAGUACUCCUAUAAAAAAACUCAAAACGAGGCAUGAAGCAUCAAAACAAAAAAUAUAUGAACAAAAAUUUAAAUCCGAAUGGUUAGGAUUGCCUCAUUUUGCAGGAUGGCUAGCAGAACAUCCAACAGAUAAAUUUAAGUGUCGUUGUAUGGCCUGCAAUGUAAUAUUAAAAUGUGGAAAAUCCGAUUUGGAAAAACAUAGGGCAACAAAAAAACACGUGGAAAGGGUGAACAUGAAACAAAAUAUCCCAUCAGUGGCAACUUUUUUUUCAAAAAACACAGUUCAUUGUAAAAAGGUUGCUACAGCAGAAGUAAAAAUGGCCAAUUUUUUAGCACACCAUAACGUUAGUUUUCAAAUCAUUGAUCAUUUGGUUCCAGUUUUAAAAGAAUGCUUUCCUGACUCAGAUAUUUUAAGGGAUUGUAAUUUGGGCCGCACAAAAACGACAAAUGUAAUUAAAAAUGUAAUAGCUGAAGAACAAUCUCAAGGUUUAAUCGAAAUACUCAGGAAUCAAUACUUUAGCAUACUUAUAGAUGAGAGUACGGAUAUUUCUGUCAAUAAAUUGUUAUGUGUUCUAGCUAAAUAUGUAGAUAAACAUACUGGAAAAUGUGUAACCAGAUUAUUAGAACUAAUUACAGUUGAUGGUAAAAAUUGCGACGCUGAUCAUUUAUACAAUGCUUUUAAAAUAUGUUUAAAUAAAAAAAAUAUUCCUGUCAAUAAUAUCAUAGGCUUAGCCUCGGAUAACGCAAAUGUUAUGUUAGGCAAAAAUAAUAGCUUCAUGACCCGAUUAAAAGAUGAAACUCGCGCAUUAAUUGUUAUUCCUUGCAUUUGUCAUUCUGCAGCGUUAGUGGCAAAUAAGGCAUGCCUAAAAUUGCCAAGAACUCCAGAAGAGUUCAUUAAAAGUGUAGCUAGUUUUUUUUUAAUGUCGGCCAAAAGAACUGCAGAACUGAGAGAAAUGCAAGAAUAUUUCAAAAUGUCACAGCUUAAAAUGCUAAAACUUUCUGGUACAAGAUGGUUGAGCAUGCAGCAUGCUGUGCAAAGAGUAGUAGAAAAUUGGCAGGUGCUUUUAAAUUAUUUUAGACUCUUAAAAACUGAAGAAAACUCUAAAACAGUAGACUUUAUUUUUGAUGAAUUAAAUAAUACCUGCACAAAAGCUAUUUUAUUAUUUUUAAAGUACAUUUUACGAUAUUUUAACACUUUUAAUGCGCUUUUUCAAAGCAAAAAACUUUUAGUGCAUGACUUAUCUUUUGAAUGUCGCAAAUUAUAUAAAGAUAUUUUGUCUCACUUCAUUCAACCUCACCUAGUAACUGAUUUUAAAAUAAACUUACAACAUCCUGGUAAUUUUUUACAUUUAGAGUCAAUCAAUUUAGGAACAGAAUGUAAUGAGUUUGUGUCAGGUUUACCUCCAGACAUAAAGAACCACAUUUGGAAGUCAUGUUUACAAUUUUUAAUAGCAGCGUCUGUUGAGUUACAAAACCGUUUUCCGCUUGACAAUACAUUUUUUGAUAGUUUACGUUUUUUGAAGCCAGAUGUUGCACUCUUAGAUAGACCUGAACAUUUAAAAACACUCAAACAUGUCUAUGAUAAUUUCAAUGAAAUUGAAGAUUUCGACAAAAUGGAGGUGGAUAUAGAAUGGAAUAGCCUUUUACAUUAUUUUGAUAAUGAAUUAGAAAAAAAGCGUUUCAUGGAAAAAACAAUUGAAGACUUUUGGUGGUCGUUGAGGCAAGUACGAAAUUUUGAAGAUAAAUUUGAAUUUAAAAAUCUCUGCUAUUUAGCAUCUCUUUGCAUGACGUUGCCCCACAGUAAUGCUGAGACUGAAAGGAUAUUUUCAGUCGUUACCGACGUUAAAAAUAAAAAGCGAAAUAAAAUAUCCAGUGAGGCAUUAAAUGCUGUGUGUUCAAUACGUCUUUCUAAUGAAAGUUGCUGCACACAUUUUUCAGUAAAUGAAAAUCAUUUUAAUCUAAUGAAAAAGGAAAACCUUUACAAAAAAAAUGAUUAA
Molecule: messenger RNA, 2474 nt
Organism: Psylliodes chrysocephalus
Lineage: Eukaryota; Metazoa; Arthropoda; Insecta; Coleoptera; Chrysomelidae
Source: the annotation of a GenBank genome assembly